Molecule: messenger RNA, 912 nt
Organism: Medioppia subpectinata
Lineage: Eukaryota; Metazoa; Arthropoda; Arachnida; Sarcoptiformes; Oppiidae
Source: the annotation of a GenBank genome assembly
AUGCACAAACACACCAAUUCUCAGCGACAAGAUAUCAAAUCCACUUAUAAGACAAUGUAUGGCAGAGAUCUGGAAGAAGACCUGAAGAAAGACUUAGGCGGAAAGUUUAUUGAAAUCCUCGCUACACUGCGUCCGUCCGGAAGUUUCAAUCCGGAAAGAGUGGCCGCAAAGUUGCAAAAGGCUAUCAAAGGAAUCGGAACUGAUGAGAGGGCUAUUAUAGAAGUGUUGACUUCACACACCAAUUCUCAGCGACAAGAUAUCAAAUCCACUUAUAAGACAAUGUAUGGCAGAGAUCUGGAAGAAGACCUGAAGAAAGACUUAGGCGGAAGUUUUGAAGACUGCUGUCUCGCUCUACUCGUCUCUCAAUAUGAAUAUCUGGCCGAUUGUCUCAACAAUUCUCUUCAGUUUUCUGGAGAUUUCCAAAGAGUACUUCGAUCUCUAGUGAACGCAAACCGCAACGAAACAAAUGGUAUUGACUCUGAUUUGAGUGUAAAAGAGGCCAAAAUUCUGUUUCAAUCUGGCGUCAAAAUGAUGGGCACCGAUGAGGACGAGUUCCUACGUAUACUUUGCAGCCAUAGUUUAGUUCAGUUGAAGGAUAUUUUCAAACACUACAGCAGACUAUCGGGACAUUCAAUGGAUUCGGCGAUCAGUAAAGAAUUCAGUGGAGAUCUGUUCACUGUUUUCAAUGCAAUUGUCUUAAGUGCUAACAGUUUUGCAUAUUAUUAUGCAAUACGUCUUCAUUCGUGUAUUCAUGGCAUCGGAACUGAUGACGAAUCGAUGGCAAGAAUCUUGAUUUCUAGAUCUGAGAUUGAUUUGGAAGACAUUAAAGAUGUCUAUAAGAAGAAAUUUAGUCACAAACUAACCGAAGAUAUCGCAAACGAUACGAGCGGUGACUAUAAGAAAAAUUUUUAA